Molecule: messenger RNA, 8147 nt
Organism: Bombus pascuorum
Lineage: Eukaryota; Metazoa; Arthropoda; Insecta; Hymenoptera; Apidae
Product: myelin regulatory factor-like protein
Exons: 18
Coding region: 627-4058 (1143 amino acids)
Biological process (GO): positive regulation of DNA-templated transcription; protein autoprocessing
Cellular component (GO): endoplasmic reticulum membrane; nucleus
Molecular function (GO): sequence-specific DNA binding; DNA-binding transcription factor activity
Source: RefSeq, a predicted model, not a curated record
CAUGUAUUACGUAUUGUGUGCGUGUGGUAUCGGCCACGGAACUGAAGUUUAGUCCGCGCCUCGGGAUUCGACACGGCUCCUGGGUGUACGAGUCAGCAGUAGAACAACGCACGGAGAAAUCGUUUCGUUGAAUUCAAAAGAAUCAAAAGAAAAAAAGAAAAGGAAGAACAAAAAGACGAUAUACAAAAGUUGGUUCAAAUAGUGACUUCUUUCGGAUACUGUAUUGGAGUAAUCUUUUUUUCCUUUGCGAUGCUUUCAUUGUCGUUCACCGUGUCGAUUCUCGACGUCGAUCGCUCGUAGAUCGUGUCGCUGCGUUCGAAGGUGCGAGGAAACACGGAGUGACCACACGGAAGGAGUGAACUUAUCUUAUUUGGUGAAAUUUCGAGGGAAACAUACGAUUAAAAAGAGAUAGACAGUGCAACCGCGAGACUGAGAAUAACAGAUAGAAAGGCGACAGAGAAGGAGGCAGAAAGAGAAAGAGAGAUAGAGAGAAAAACGGAAGAGAGUUACAUUAAACGUUGCGUACUAUGUGGGACGUCGCGUCGAGUGACAUUCUAGCCUGGAGACAAAAUGGGGCCCGUUGAUCGGGCCCGGAAGAUCUCAGGGGUCCGAUUAUCAACGGAGGUAUGGAUGUCAUCGGGGACGGGGACGAGCAAACCCUCCAGGCGAUUCUCGGUCGGGGCGAUUUCGUCGGAGGCAUAGACAAUGAGGCCCUGGACUUCUCGCAGUUGGAAGAUUUCAUCAACAGCGACAGCGAACAACCCGCCACAUAUUUCGCUGAUACAUUGGCGCAUAAUGAGAACGGGGGUGGAACGACGACGCACGGUGGUCGUGUGGAGGCGGCAACCACUCAACAACCACCGUCUCGAUUACCAUCGCCGAUUACCCAAAGUCAUCCGGCCUCGAGUACGUGCACAUCCGGUACCACCACUGUACCAAAUGGCGCCGCUUACAAGGAUCCGCAAUCGUACGUUCACCCACAUGCUUUGCCAGAAAGCCCACCGGAUAGCGGCAGCGAACCACCGUAUUCUCCGCCAGGUCACAACGAUACACAACAUGUACAUUCACCGCAUCAAAAGGUAGCUCUUCAGGAGAUGCUUCUUCAUCACCAAGGCAAUCAGGCAAAUUAUGCACCAAAUUUACUACCGUCCUCUCCGAGGACUUUAACAUCCUCCACGGAUUCGAUGCUGCUAACUCAUACAGUGCUGACGUCUCAUCUCGGCCCAGGAACGCCGAAUAUCCAGUCGCAACAGCCAAUAGGUCAGACUUUAGUACCUCUGCCACACGAGCACAGCCCUGGUAACAUGAACACGUUGUACUCGUCGUUACAAUCGGCACCCAAGAAGAGAAAAUUGAGCCAGGAUGGUCUUGUUCAUGUGAAGCAGGUGCAACGAGAACCUGAAUUGGGUACCGUGGAGCACAGUUGCAGUAGCAGCAGUGCGGUUCUCGAUGGCGACGAAGUGGCAGACAAUAACUAUAUAGAUGCCAGCUAUCAGUGCAUCCGAUUUCAUCCCUUUCAGCAAACUUCCUGGCACGUUCUAUGCGAUCAUAAUCUGAAGGAACUUCCAGUGCCUCAUUACCGAGUAGACGCGGACAAGGGAUUUAAUUUCAGCAAUUCCGAUGACGCGUUUGUGUGCCAGAAGAAAAAUCACUUUCAGAUUACUUGUCACGCUCAGCUCCAAGGUGGAGCUAUAUUCGUUCGAACCGGUGAAGGUUUGAAGAAGAUAAGCAGUUUUCAGCUACACUUUUACGGCGUCAAAGUCGAGUCUCCGACGCAGACUAUCAGAGUGGAGCAAAGUCAAAGCGACAGGAGCAAGAAACCGUUCCAUCCAGUGACGGUGGAACUAGGCGGCGAGCAUGUUACAAAAGUAACCGUUGGCCGUCUUCACUUCAGCGAGACGACCAGCAACAAUAUGCGAAAGAAAGGGAAACCGAAUCCGGAUCAAAGAUAUUUUCAUUUAGUUGUUGGCCUGCACGCACACACCGCUGACCAAGCCAGCUAUCAGGUGGUAGCUCAUGCGUCCGAAAGAAUAAUCGUCAGGGCAAGUAAUCCCGGCCAAUUCGAGUCGGAAGGCAGUGGCGUUGGCGCUGAAGGUGGUUGGCAAAGAGGAGCAGCACCGGAUAGCGUUUACCAUGCCGGCCGAGUUGGAAUUAACACGGAUAGGCCUGACGAAGCUUUGGUUGUCCAUGGCAAUAUGAAAGUGACUGGCCAUAUUGUCCAACCCAGUGAUGCACGGGCGAAACAAAACGUCCAGGAAGUGGACACGCGUGAACAAUUGCGAAACGUGCAACAGUUGAGAGUGGUUCGUUAUAGAUACGCGCCAGAAUUUGCACAGCAUUCUGGUUUGGGUAUCAAACAGCAAGAAGAUACGGGUGUCAUAGCGCAGGAAGUGCAGCAGAUACUACCAGAAGCUGUGCUGCCGGCUGGAGACAUUGUCCUUCCUAAUGGCCAGAGGAUCGAAAACUUUCUAAUGGUGAACAAGGAGAGGAUAUUCAUGGAGAAUGUUGGUGCUGUGAAAGAACUGUGUAAAGUAACGGAUAGCUUGGAAACUCGCAUAGAUCAACUGGAGCGAAUAAACAAGCGGCUGGCGAAGCUGAAGAGGGGCGACAGUCUGAAAAGUUCGAUUAGUACAAUCUCUAGUAUAUCAAGUAACAAAUACUCAUCCUCUAUCAAUAGUAAAACUACCGUACAAGGUAAAGGAAAGAAGAGCGAGCGGGAGGACGAACUUCUGUGCAGUAAUAAGUUCAUCCAGAUUAUCAUUGUUAUACUUAUCCUUAUUAUGGCGUUUUGCUUAGUAGCAAUGGCGACGUUAUACUUCUUAGAAUACCAGAAACGUAGCAGCCUCGAGUGGACCGCGGUAGCUAGCAAUGGAAUGUUGGCUAUAAGACCAGUUCAUGCGUCGACAGCGUCGAGUACGCCUAAUUACGAUCCUCGGUACAAUUCGUUGUUAGAUAGUACAUUGUCGUCUUCGUAUACCAAGCACGGAUCCCAUAGUAGAGGCUUGGACAGUAGUUUGUCUGUGAAAACCAACGCGUUCUCCACGCAGGCGCCUCAUACGAAACAACAGCUUUACUCUCAAGAAAUUACUUGGUAUCCUAUUAGUCAUUCUGGGCCGCAACCAAAACUUGAGAAAAAUAGCGAAUUUCCUGGAAACUGGUUGGGUAGACAUGGCGCCGGUGCUAUUCCCAGUAACGUGGAUGAAAACGAUCAAGGAUCGGAAGUGGACUCGUCUUUGAACAAAGGUCCAAUUCCACUAGGUAGACCGUCGAAUUGUCCCAGACACUUUAGCGAGUUUGAAAAUCCCUGUCAGAUAUUCUGUUGUACAGCCAAGAUUCAUCAGUUCGAGGAUCCUCAACCUGAUCAUCCUCCGGAGAAGAAAUCAAUCUCAGAUCACAUAGAACAGCCAUUGAACGUGUACGAGGAGAAACGUAAAAUAAGCAAAAGUUUCCAGAAUGGUAUCAGUCCGUCUGAUCCAAGCACGCAGACACUUGUAAAAGAAAACAAUUACAAAUAUCUGCAUAAAAGAACAAGGAGAGAAACCGGUAGUGGAGAUUGGGCGGAAGUUGCCAGCAACGCUGCUGGAUCGUUACCACCGGAACCAAAGCCACAGUUGUGGAUAGUGGCAGAAAGCUUUAAUACUUCGCUCGAUCAAAAGUAUUGUUCCGCGUCCUCGCAGGAUACGCCGAAUAAUAUAUCUUGCAUCAUUCCUUUGUCCAAAUAUAUGCCAGACGUUCAACUCACGUUACAUUUUAUUGGGAUGCCUUGGUACGGUCAAGUAGUGCAACAGUGCUCCUCGCCAACAAGUCCUGGCGUCGAUGAGUCUCUAAUUUGUGGCCGGAAAUACACGAUGCAACAGCAGGCUCAGCUGAAGAUCGACAUUGAAAGUAACAAUCAACGGGGAGAUCAAUCCUUCCCCCUCGAUGUUGCUCAUUAUCUCAGGAGAACGUUGAGGUUUCGUGUACCUACUGUACAGCCGCAAGAGAAUAUCUGCAAGAAUAAACACGGUGUCGAUUACUCGGAGUACACGUUGCACUUUUAUCGAGAUUGCGACGAGUGAUUACUUUCUUAACGGAAAAAAAUUCUAUCCGUUGAACAUCUAUGCAGCCAGGACCUUCUUGUGCCUUCGUGACAUAUUCCGUCUCCAUUUUGUCCAACUAUGAAAUUAUAUACAAUGUGUUUGGUAAUAUAUCUAUAAUAUACAUAUCGUCAAAUGAAUCUGUAACUGUAUUUUAUAUGUUAUUACGAUAUACUAUGUAGGAUGAAGACUAUGAUGAUCAAUAGGAACGGAUAGAUCUUACAAACUCAAGCUAGAUGUAACGUAGUAGAACUUAGAAUUCCCAUUUCAUCAGUUAGGAAAUUAUACGUGCUCCUUUGCGUUAAAGACAUUGAGAGUAUAAAGAAUUCAUUAGUUGAUGGGUGGUUAUUUAAAGAUUUUAUUAUUUUUCUUGUUGUAGAAAACAUGAAAAGCGGUAGCGAAAAUAACGUUAUUAAGUGUAAAAUAUUGUACAAAAUGAAUUAAAUUUAACGUUAAAGAUGCAAUUUUUCAACUUGUAUCAAUACAUAUAUACCUAUUAUCUCUUUUUUAAAUCAGAAUAAUUUCAAAAUCACACCCAUCAACUACAAUCAAGGAUCGUAACGUAUCGUUCCAAUCAUUUUUACGUUAUUUAUACUCAUGUACAGAAUAUUAUCAAUAUUAUUACUAUUAUUAUUAAUAUUAUUAUUACUACUACUAUUAUUAUUAUCGAAGGAAUAUUCGCACUACAUUAAGAGAAAGAAUCUAACGAUCGAUGUUCCAGUCAAAUCAUAUCUUUGGUUUAAUUUAUCGAUUAUAUUCUAUGUACAGCCUAUAUAUUUUCAUUCAUUGCCGAUCUACGUAUUCACUAUCUAAAGACGAAACGCAUCACGUAGAAAAAUAACAAACGAUAUAUUCUCUAAAAAGUAAAAUGGACUUUAUAAUGGGACAGAAACUAGGAAGACUUUCAGUUAAACGUGAAUAAUUUAUCAAAAAUGUCUAUUUAUUAAAAGUGUACAAAGCAAUAUCGGUCACUCUUUAUUAACUUUCUGCUUAAGAUCUUGAUGUUGCACGAUCUUAAAUUUCAUUUGGAUACGAUAAACAUUCGCGAGGCGCGUUAUCAUAGAAUUUCAAGUUCCUAAAAAAGGUAUUUGUAUGAUAAUUGUCCAUUUCGUAUGGUAGAAUUAGUUGCAUACACUUUAUUAGCACCUACUCUCUAAGCAAUCUUUAUUCGUUGCAUGCGAGUAGAUCGCCGCUAUUCACAUCGAAUCAUUAUUAUUGAUAUCACUAUUAUUGUUGCUAAUUACAAUACCUAAUAAGACUACUAUCAUCGUUACGUAUCUGUAAUUAAAUUCAAGUUAUAUCUUUGCAUUCACGAGAUUCCAAGUGCUAUCCUAUAAUUAGUUACUUUACUUUUAAACAUCUUAAAACAAGAGGAAGGAAUAAUUAUCUAUUAACAUGCAGGAUGUUAAAAGACGUUGCAGUGAAAUCUUAAAGGCAUCGAAACAAGCAAAACAUCUUAAUAAGCAAAUAGCUGCAAAAAUACAAAGUUUCAAAGUUGUACCAUUUUUUAAACUACUAUUUUAUUAGGUUUUAUCUCCUAACAUAAUAGCAGAGUUUUAUUGGCACUCUACGUUUGUAAAACUACAACGAUAUCCUUCUAUUUACCAUUGCCGAGUGACAUCACAUGUUUGUCUACAAUUAUGUAAUACUAAUUGUACUAGCUUAUUUUAUUUGAUUUUGUAAUAAGCGAACAGUCGUAACAGCUCGCUUCAGAUGCUUUAAACAUUGACCUAGUUAAGUCUGUUACUCCAUCAGAGUAACAUUCGUAGCUAAAACUAUUUUCCGACGAUCAAGUGAAUAAUUUUGUGCUCGAUUUUAUUAAGAUAUUUUUAUUUCUUUCGAUAACUUUUGAUCAAGUGUAUGUUGCAUACUCGACUGCUACAUUUUUUAGUAAUUUGCAUGUAUACACUACUGGCCAGAAAUUUCAAUCCAGUUGUACCUAUUACAUCAAACCUCUUGUCGACACUGUUGUUAAUUCGAAGUGAUUCGAAUUAAAUAGAUUGACUAAGAACAUUGAUUAAACCUCUUGAGAACCUCGACUGAAGAAUUUUCUAAAACAAGUUGAUAUAUCGUUGAACACAUACGUUCAACCAGAUCGUGCAAAGAUUCCAAGCUUUCGGCCAGUUGUGUACGUACAAAUUAACACAUCGUCGUUGUAAUACGAUUAAUAGAAUUUAUCGUAAUUUCAUUUGUAUUUCUCUUAGACAAAAUCCAAUUUUUUUGACGCGUUAUUCCACUCUUCUAAUUUUGUAUUUAUCUCUCGUGUAUAUGCGAUCGAAACGCGCCACUUCUGCCGUCCAUACGUUUUCCUUACGCGGAGACAUUUUAUUGUAUGUUUUAAGCGAAUAUUGACAAAUAUCCACGUAUAUAAUAUAUACAUAUAUACAUAUAUAUAUAUAUAUAUUUUUACAGAGAAUGUAAGCUCACACGCACGAGCUUACGUUUAGCGCGUAUCAAUUUUUCAUGUACGUGGAUCGUGUAAAAAGAAGACGACGCUGUUGUACAGUAAUUAUACGUAAUGAUACGCGUGAUAACAAUAAUUAUACGUAUAAACGCAGAUAUACACGCAACGUAUAACACACACUGAAACAUUAGAAAUGUUCGUUAGAAAGUAAAGUAGAUAUAGUCAUGUAAGAAAAUUCGAUCGUUCAAUUCGAAUUAAUUCGACGAUAGUUCCCAUAGUAUUAUCUCAUUCUCGAUACUUUAUUUCAUCUGCAAUUUCAUCUUCUGAUUUCUUUUUAUUUAUAUAUACUUUUCUGGUUCGAUGAAAUGAUUACAAACAUGUGAAAAGAUUCGUCAAGAAUAACAAAAGAUGAAUCGUAUUUCGACUAUUAAUAUUAUAUUGCCUAAUAUAUAUAUAUAUAUAUAAUAUAUAUUUAAUAUAAAUAUGCGUGUGCAUAUGAUAUCACAGUAAUAUUAAUAUUCCGUGUAUAAUUGUUCGUAAAUGUUCAUUUUAUACAAAAUCUACUGAAAAAAGAAGAAAAAAAGACGAGUAGGUCUUGUAUAAGGAACGAAUGAGAGAGAAUAUUUGAUGUAUUAUUUCCUUGGAGGAUUCUACGAACAAUCGACAUUUGUAUAUUUUUCAUUUAUCAUUUGUAACGCUUUAUUGUUGCUUUUACGUUCGUUAUCGUUUAUUGUAUCGCUAUAAUGUAACAGAACUUGUUAUUGUUUUAUAUUUCGAUGUAUUAUACCGACAGGUAUCUGAAAGAAACAAAAAAGAAACGAAAGGGAAGAGAAGGAUCUACGUAUACAAAUUUUAGUUCAUUUUUCAUGACUCCGCAGGAGGAUUGAUUUUUUUCUUUUUGUUUAUUUUUUCUAACUGAAACGAAAAUAGACAAAGUGAUCGCAGAAGUGUCAUAGUGUUGCAAGCAAAGCAAAAAUUUCGAAAUAAAAUAGAACGUCUAUAACGAUAAGUACAUAUUUCGUAAAGAAAGAAUUUCUCUUUUAAUAUAAGUAGCAUAAUCUCGUAAGCCCUAAGUAAUUGUCAGUAGGAUUUGUACAUAUAGUUUGUAGCGUAUAGCGAUGGUACGCGUACUACUUGCGGUAAAAGAACGUUCUGAAAGACGUUCGUCUUCGAGCGAAUUAGAGAUCGUAAUAUGUAAUUAUACGUAAUUGUAAUGCUGUCGAUGGAAAAAGACGAAUUACACGGAGACAUGUAAUUUUCCAGUGAUAUUGUACGCGUCGUAUCAUCCGAUCGUCGAUGUUUUGCGAAACAAACGCGGGGAAGAUCGGUCGUUUAUUGAAACUUGACGAAAAAUUCGGUAUACAAGUUAAUUGAUAAGUUAAUUUACAAUAUUUAAAUAUUUAAAUAUAUUGGUAUCUAUAUUUAUGGAAAUUACCUGGUAAAAUCGAAUCUACGCUAAACUGGAUAUUAAUUUUAGAAUCUCUUCUUCGACGAAUUUUUAACGAUGGCGAAAGGUUUCUUUGCUGAACGCUUUUGUUUUAUUUAUUUCUUUUCGGUGAUCUCUGAAAAUGGCGAAAGCAUAGUUGUUAAAACUCGAGAUAUCGAGUGAAAUUAAUCCUAAUUAUAAUUAAUGUGCAAUUUGAACGAGGUAUAUUAAAAAAGAAGAA